AGUUAACCUCGACGCUGGUAGACAGCACCGCUUUUGCAGGCUCAAAGUGUGCAGCCGAAUGAUAAGAAUCCCACUCCGUGUGUAGUGCAGAAAAUCGCAUCGUGCUGGGCACCCAACUGCAACUCACUCAAACCAUCAGUCAAACUAUCCUGCCAAGCAAAUUAAACCCUCAAACUUGAUCGUAAUGGAAACAAAUAUCACAAUGCCGCACACUGAUGAGCGUCCACCCACACCGCAUCCUGAUACGGAAUGGGUUGCGCAUCCGAACGCACCAUUGAAAAACACAUGCCAAUUCUUUCGGCUAGGGUUCUGUCGCUUCGGAACCGAGUGUCGCUUUGUCCAUGGACUCACCUCCUCUAGUACGGACCGACGAAACACACCAGAUAUCGUGUCAACGGUAAUAACAAAAGGCGUAGCCCAGCACGAACAGCCACAACCAUCACAGACGCCAUCGUUUUCAUCGUCAUCACCGACUAGGAAUCGUAAAGCAACCAGAAUAGAGGAAACAAAUCAAAGCACCAAGUCGCAGCCUAUUACAGGAGAGAGCACUGCACAACAAAAAUCACAGUUUGAUCCGUCGAAGUGGAUUAACGCGCCCGUCUUUGUGCCGCGCUCUCGUUUGCUUGAUCAGACAGCAGCCGCAUGUAGCGGAUCCCAUGACCAUCAGAUACAACCACAACAAGCAGUCAGUGAGCCAGUAAACGAAUCUAAGGACUGCAGUGCAAGCACUAGCGCCAUCAACUGUUUGUCAUAUGCCAGCAUCGUAAAAUCAAACGACAACCACAAUGGGUCUGAACUUGUUGUGACAGCCGAUACUGAGAUAUGCAACUACUACGAGCGCCACGGGAUCUGCACACUCAAGGAUUGUCGCCUGGUACACGGGGACCUUUGUGAACUUUGUGGCAAGUACGCUCUGCAUCCCUCUAAUCACGAGCAGCAACGAAAGCAUAACGCCGAGUGCAUCAAGCAACACGAGCUGGACAUGGAGCAUUCAUUCGCGGUGCAGCGUUCGCGCGACAAAACUUGCGGUAUAUGCCUCGAAGUGAUCUUUGAGAAACCAGUUCGCGAGCAGCGGUUUGGUAUUCUUCCGAACUGCAACCACAUCUUUUGUCUCGCGUGUAUUCGUACCUGGCGCAAGGCAUCAAACUUCGAAAACAAAAUCAAACGCGCCUGUCCAACGUGUCGUACAUCUUCGGACUUCGUGUGCCCUAGCAUCGUAUGGGUUGAGGCGGGAGACGAAAAAGACCGGCUUAUCGGUGACUACAAAAAGGCUUGCAAAUGGACCGACUGUAAGCAUUUCCGCAUGGGCACGGCGAAAUGUCCAUUCGGAAACCGUUGUUUCUAUCGCCACGCUUUACCAGAUGGAAAUCUGGUUGACGUGGGGGCACCUUCUCGCCAGCACGAUCGCAACAGUGGCCAAAGACGUCGCCGGACCCAUCACUUGGAGCUUCAGGAUUUUUUUGCGCAAAUACUCCAACAGCGCGGCAUGUUACUGGAUGAAUUUGUAACCUAUCUGCUUUCGGAUGAAGAAGACUCGGAUGUGUCCGAUCUGUUUGAUUUCGAGGUUUAAAGUGGUUUAUGAAAAAGAUUCGAGCCAGUUAUAUCGCAACAACUGUAGAUCGCAACUGUACAUCGUCAAUCAAAAGUUAAAGCGAAGUGAAAGCAAAGGGACAGUAAGAGAGAAGCGCAAAUGAAUGGUAGAGAUAGAUUUAUUGAAUAAGUGGAACAACUAAGGAUGGGCCAUUUUUCGAAAAUUGUCAACGAGUGUCGGCCAAGCUGUAUGUAUGUGGCCCUGAGAGCUGAGGUUGAACUAAACUGAGAGCAGAACGGUUGAAUACUGUGAAUUCGGUGUGCUGUGCUAGCAUUGCCAAAUGUGAUGUUUAGUUUUAGGCAGAAACGUAUAUCAUUUAGUGACUAGCCCAGCGACCUGAUUUUAGUCUCUGCGUGCGCUAGGUGUUUCCAAAAACAGGAUUGCGUUUCUACAUAAAUCAAAACAUCACAUUCCAGGAUGCGCCCUGUCGCAGGAUGCCAAAUUUUGGUACCAUUUUGCUGAUAGUGUGGUGAUCCCUUUAUUAGGCAACCAAGUAUAUCGCUCAAGGACGAUCAUAAUUUAAGAAGGCUUUUGGAAGGGCACUGCUACCAAACACGCUCUUCUUUCCACUCUUUCUUUUUGCUUAUUUUGUUGUUGUUUCCUAUUGUCUUUUUUUUGUCUCCCACAAAUUUAUUAUUGCGGCCAAUUGUACUGUGUUACCUCAUGUUCACGUUAUAAUUGUACAAUUUUUGCAAUAACAUAGUCUCAUUCCUAAGCCAGGCUACAACUAAACAAGCUCACCAUUAAGCGGUACAAGGACGUUCAAUUAAGAAUGGUCAUUGAAUGCGCAUUCUGUGGCGAGCUUGCGAUGACGUCGCUAUUUGUCAGCAUGCGUAUCAUAUGUUUCAAAUGCUUUAUUGAUACUCUUAUUAUAUUCUGCAUAUAGCAUAUCUCUACUUAUUUAGUGUAGUCCAGUCUAUUUUUUGUUUCGCAUAAUCAUGAAUAUAGUUAAAUCAUGUUUCCUCGUAGUUCUGUUUCAUGGCUAUUGCUGAGGAUUUUUAUUGAAGGUGUGGAGCUAUGUGGUACUUUGGCCAGGAGGAGCACGCCAUUCGAAAAAUUGUAAAUUGCAUUAUCUUCUGGCAAUCUUCGCGCAAUGAUUCUCCAAGAAAGAAAAAUAAGACACCCUGAAUACUUUGUUGACCGCUAUACUACAUUACGUUCAAAUUAUUUAACAAAUUUACGAACGAAAACAGAUAUAGCAGUAAAAACAUGCUUAAGACUACAUCCAGCAUACUAAUCAGACAUCGUUAGGCAGGAUGAGAAUCGAAGCACGAAAAACGAUUCUUGUUUUUUUUGUGAAUUGAACAAAAGGGUGAAGCAAACGCUUAAUGCUUGCCUAAUCGAACUUCCGUUUAUCCUUAUAUAAUUCUCUAAUCGCAAAAAUGGAAUGUUCCUCCUUGUUCCUCCGGAACCAACAUACCUACACUACGUUUUUCGCAGUGUGGCAGUAAUAUGUACAUAUUGUUAAUUUCAUGUUCGCAGAAUGAAAAGUAAACAAAUAAAAACAACACACUCAUGCGCAUUCAGAAUAUAAUAAAAUAUAUCUCACGUUGAUGGAUGCUGGCAGUUGGGAAAACAUAAACAGAUUUGCUUAUAUGAGACAGUUGUAGAAAGAGUUAAAGAAAUGCAUACAAUAUGAAAAAGAAAAACAUCGACAGCAUGGCAAAUUAUUUUUUUGAAUAUGUGUGUAUCUGAAAUCGGCCGAAAGACGAAAAAAUAGAAAACGUUGAAAGUAAACGAGCACGGAUUCGCGGAUACUAUUAGCCCUUGAAGAGUUUAUUGGUUGACAGUAUAAAAUUUAAAAAAUGGACGAACACACCUAAAGCCGCACUUGAAUUGGGUUUUCCUUGACGUAUUUGAAAAUAGGUAGGAAAAACGCCUAAAGCUGCCGACUCAAGAACUGCCGUUGAUUGUUGUUGACCGUUUUAGAGUCGCAAGUAAUAGUUUACACUAUAUGUCGUUAGUAAACCUUUCACAUCUUAUUGGAAAUAUUUCAAAGUAUAAGAAGUCGCCUUGAAUCAUACAGUGGUUGGCACAUGGAUCCGACACUGGUAAAAGAACCAAUUUAUUGCUCUAAUCUUCUUGAUUCCUGAAUCUUAUUGUAUUUCAUUUUUCUCAUAAUUUUUCGUUCCGAUUAGUUUAUUGUUUGGAAGUGCGAAGCACCUAGCCGACCCGGUAAAAAGAUGCCUUAACUUCUGCUCCGCAUUUCGUUGUACUAAAUUCGUGUAUGUGUUUCUGUGUAUAUCAGGCCACCUGUUAGAUAAACCUCCUACUUUAUUAUCAUCGAGAUGUUGAUUAACUAACCUAAAGAGAAAAGGAAACUCAUGGAGUAAAACGAAAUAGAUAGGAAACUACUGGGCACAGCUUUCAGAACAUAGUAUUGCAUCGUCAAUCAGAUAGGUUUCGUUCGAUUCCACAUUUGUUAACAUAUACAUAAUCAUAAGGGUGUCUCAAUAGCUAAGUAUGCCUAUUUACACAUAGGGAACAGUUGGAAGGAACCAAAUUUAAAAUUAUUGUACGCAAAAUAUGAAGCAACAUACGCAGAAUGUUACUUCGGCUGCACCAGUUACAACCGUAUGAGCAACCAAAUUUUAAA
Molecule: messenger RNA, 4187 nt
Organism: Anopheles cruzii
Lineage: Eukaryota; Metazoa; Arthropoda; Insecta; Diptera; Culicidae
Product: probable E3 ubiquitin-protein ligase makorin-1
Exons: 4
Coding region: 185-1570 (461 amino acids)
Biological process (GO): protein polyubiquitination
Molecular function (GO): ubiquitin protein ligase activity; metal ion binding
Source: RefSeq, a predicted model, not a curated record